Molecule: messenger RNA, 2196 nt
Organism: Aspergillus lentulus
Lineage: Eukaryota; Fungi; Ascomycota; Eurotiomycetes; Eurotiales; Aspergillaceae
Product: LIM domain-binding protein
Source: RefSeq, a predicted model, not a curated record
AUGCCACAACAUCCUGGCCUGCCGCCAGGUCAUCCAAUGGCCCCAGGACAACAUCCUAACGCUCAUCCUGGUGCCGGGAUGGUGCAAGCGGUGCACCCGGGCGUUUCGGCGCCAGGAGGGCCUCAAGUCACUCAAGGAGGACAGAUGAUGGGAAUGCCUCCAGGCGCUGGAACGACAGGCCCUGGUGGUCCUGUCCAGGCUCAUGCACUUUCUCAUCUGGGGCCUGCGCAGGCGCAUCUGUUCCAACAACCGCAAUUUGCUCAAACAUUUGCCAAUAACCCUCAAUUGCUACAACAACACCAGCACCAACAACAGAUCCUUCGACAGCGCAUGAUGUUUCAGCAGCAGCAAGCAGCUCAGCAACAGCAGCAUGCAGGUCUCCCAGUGUCAUUACCCAAUGGCACUCAGGGUUUAAACGCUGCUCAAUUAGCCGCCAUGCAAGCGAAUUCGGGAAUGCGACCGGUAAAUCUACAAAUGCACCUUCAACAAAUGCCUCAUGGCCCUCAGAACAUUCAGCAACAGCAGCAACAGCUCUUUGCUAUGCAGCAGGCUCAACAAGCGCAACAAGCACACCAGGCGCAGCAAGCUCAACAAGCCCAGCAAGCCCAGCAAGCUCAACAAGCCGCCGCCGCCGCCGCCGCAGCAGCGGCGCAACCCGGUCAGCAUACACCGCAGCAGCGUCAUGCGGCACAUCCCCAGAAUAUGCAUGAUGCUCAAAGUGUAACACCUCAGCCGCAACCUCCACCACAUCAAGGAAGCAGCACGCCUCAGUCGAACCCUCCUCAACCUCACUCCAGUCAGCCUCAGCAGCAGCCAGGUGCUGCUCCCCAACCGCAUCCGACACCAAACCCGGCCCCGCAACAGUUGCCGCAGGCUCAGCAACACGGCCAGCAGCCCCAACAGCAGCAGCAACCACUGCAACAGCAGCCCCAGCAACAACAAUCACAACAGGGACAACCGCAAGGCCAGCAGCAACAAAUGACUCCACAGGAGGCUCAAAUGAAGGCCCAGCAGACUCAGAAUCAAGCCGCCAUGAUGAUGCAGCAGAGGAUGAGCAUGAAAGGCACUUCGAUUCUGGCCUUGCUCACUUUUGCGGAGCAUCUGAGUAACUUUAGCAGUCGCGGCGAAGCCCAGGAUUUGCUGUAUUGGCAAGCAUUUGUCGAUAAAUUCUAUUCUCCGGUUGGCGUUCUCCGACAAGGGGUGUACAAUCCCCAAGCGGGUUCGAAACAAUUCGAGAUCUCGACGCCGGCCCUAGCACGGUAUUAUCUGACUCAAUUUACGAGUGGAAUCCGUCAGAUUCAGAUGCUGGUUGAAGGUGCGCGCGAGAGAGAUUCGCCCAAUGGUGGUCGCAUUGUGGAGAGUCGCAGGACGUCGUUUAUCUACUGGUUCACCAAUGAUUCUCAGCUAUUCACCAAUGGGACACUUAUCGCUCACUUCGAUCACAAUAACAAGAUUGAGAUGCUUGACAUUGUUGUGAUGAAUCAUACCGAGUAUCUUCCACGGAGCCAGCUACAGGCGCUGGAGUUGUCAGAGCAGAGACAGAGCCCGAAAGUCUCCAAGAAUAUGGGCAAACGGGCUCAGCAGAAGCAGGCCCAGCAAGCCCCACCGUCUCUGCCAGAGUCUAUGGUGACGGCAAAUGGGGUGCCAACGGCGGUCAUGAGUUUCUUAGAAGUGGCGGAGACCAUCUCGCAUAUGCAGAUGCUGUUCCAAUUCUCCCAGCAAAACCCGCAAUUUUCGCCUCCUGAAGCACUACGGAAUCUGGUGAACACGCUGCAGAGCCAAAAUCCCAAUCCGGGGUUCAUGCCCAGCCCCAUGAAUCCGGCAAUGCAGCAAGGCCAGAAUCUACGAGGACCCCAAAUGAACGGACCCAAUCAGUUCGCAUCCCCAGCAAUGGCUCAUCUCGGGUUGCCCGCUCAAGGCUCUCCUCACCUCUCGGCCCACCCGAGUCCGGCCCAGAGCCAUCUCGCCGGCCCUCCUGGCAUGGUACAACAAGGGCAGAUGCAGCCCAACGUUGGCCAGGCCACCAGUGCUAGUGCCAGCCCGCAAGUGACCAACAAGCGUCGACGGGCCAGUACCGUCAAGGUGGAGAACGACGAUACUGGUGGUCCCGAAGUUAAUGGAACUGCUCCCCAAGGUGCGGCCAAAGUUAAAGCCAGUCCUCGGGUCGGCGGGAAAAGACAGAAGGGUACUGCGUAA